Molecule: messenger RNA, 3255 nt
Organism: Branchiostoma floridae (Florida lancelet)
Lineage: Eukaryota; Metazoa; Chordata; Leptocardii; Amphioxiformes; Branchiostomatidae
Product: coiled-coil domain-containing protein 181-like
Exons: 7
Coding region: 228-1871 (547 amino acids)
Molecular function (GO): microtubule binding
Source: RefSeq, a predicted model, not a curated record
UCACGGCGAACUGUCAAUCACGCAGGCCCCGCCCCCAGGAUACGGAACAACAAGUACACACGCCAGCGCGUUGCUGAGCUCCAGCAAAGGUCCGGGUUUUCCGCGAUGUGGGUUAAUUAGAGCCGAGGUUUUGCGGUCAAAGGCAACAGAAAGGUUCUAAAGAAGGAAGGGAGUGCUGAGGACGUGGUAUAGGGAUUGCAGACGUCGAAAAGACCUGGUGUUGAACCAUGAGUGAGACGGUAACGGUCACGGAGACCCAGCCCGCGCCGGCGACGAAAGCCGACGAUGUGGAUGAUUUUGAGAAAGAACUGGACUGGCUGAUUGAGGAGGACGAGAAGAAGACGGACAACAAAGAGUCGUCAGAAGAAGAGGUAUCCGAAGACAAGAUCGACAAAGAACUGGAAGAAAAUGAAAAAGAAGACCAAAAAGAGCCUGAGAAGCCAGAGGAGAAACCCGAAGAAGAGCACAAAACGGAAACUUCCUCAGGUGAGAAAACUGAGGGCGAUGAUGUCACAGACGAGCAGCGUGCGGCAGACCUGGCGCUCCAGCAGAUGCGAGACUCUCUCGAAUUUAACGAAGACGAUACCCUGAUGGACGGAGAUCCUCCAGAGUACAACGUUAAAGAGCGCCUCAAGGAACUAAACGAGGAACUCGCCAAGGAGCCUCUUGUGGAAGAAGAGAGCAGAGAAAGAAAAGUGUUGUUUAAGGAAAACUUAGUGGACUUGGAAGUCCCUCCACCUGACUACAGUGAUGAUGAGCCGGAUGGAACGGCGAAAACAGACUCGACGGAAAACGUCGCGGAGGACGUUAAGGACAAAUUGACUCUGAGCGAAUCAGAACCCAGCAGCUCAAACGACAGUGAGAAAGCAAACACGACAGAUGAGAGUGGGAAGGGGGAAGAGAACGGGGAAGGGGAAAGGGUGCUAGUGGAGCGGGAGGGGAAAUUCGAACUUGUUCAUGUUUCCGAACUGCAGGGUGAGGAGGAAAGGAUGCAGCAGUUGGCCGCGCCUUUCCCCGCAAAUGAGAACAAUGAUACAACAGAGGACAAUGACGACACAGACCAGACGGACAAUGACAGCUCUUCCACGAAAAGGUCGCAGGGGACAGGCGUGGAGACAAACGAGCUGUUGCCACGGCCACCGGACAAACCCCGCCCAUCAACAGCGGCCGGCGUAUCCAGGCGACCAGCGAAGGUGACUACUCCACAAAGAGCACAGUCUGCGUCAUACACGCGGGAGGAAUACGUGAAGAGAAGUUCGCCGUACGGGCUCUCGGAUACGCAGAAGCAGCUGAUGAAAGAGCGACAGAAGGCGAUCGCCGAGAGGAAGAGACUGGAAGAGGAGAGGAUGAAGGAAGAGGAACAGAGACGGAGGGAGGAGGCAGAGGGGGCGUUUCAGGCGUGGUUGGCUCAGAAGAGAGAGCAGCACCGGCGAGAGAGGGAGGACCUCCGCAGGAAGAAACAGCUCGAGCAGGCUGACCAGCAUGGUGUCAGCAGGGAUGGAAAGCUGUCUGUCCCACCUGGUGGUUUGGAGGAAUCUGAUGAGGAUGACGAGGAUCCUCAGGAGGCAUACCAGGAGUGGCUGAAGGCGAAGAGAGACCAGAGAAAGAAGGAACGAGAGAUAGAAGAACAGAGGAAAAGAGAGCAGGAGGAGGGAUUCUACCUGAGAGCAAGAGAGGACUGUGAUAAGGCAUAUAAACAGUGGUUAAGACGGAAGAAUAAGGAGAUACAACAGGAGAAGGUGGCCACCAAGAAGAAGAAGAAGCGCCUGAAGUCUUCUGAGCGCAAGUCCCGAAAAUCUCAGGAGCUAUCGCAGGCGAUCAGACAGGCACAGGCCUUCAGAUACGUGGACUACUAUGGAUAUCGUUUCUAAGAAAGCAGGCACCCUUAUGUUGUGCAACAGACAGCUACAGUAUAUAUACAUGUAGCUACACAGAACUAGUUUAAGUAGUCCAAGAGUAUUUUCAAACAUUUGAUUACCCUGUUAUAUACAGUAACUGUUACGUAUUUUUGAUCUCAAACAAAAACUUUUGUACCAUAUCAUUUCUAGAUGCAUUAUUGUUUUGACAUUGUAUUUUACAUGUGCUUAGAUGUUUUUCUAUUUAAGUAGUUGAACUACCAAAUGGAUGAGAAAAAUUAUUCAAAUUUUGUUACAUCUAGAGAAAUAGUUUCUUUUAAAGAAACGGUGUCUUUAGUCUCAGGGCUAUUCCUGGAGGUUUACUCAACAUUGUAAAUACAUGUACUAGAAGUAUAGUUACUUAACGCUAGUUCACCUUUAUCCGCGUGGUAACCUUUAUUGGUUGUAUAUAAAAUAGGAGUAUUUAGGGAUAUCAAGUCAACAGACGAGUGUUUCAUACUGGAGUGCUAUGAAAAUAUUGCAAUUUGAAACCAAUGUCCGUCGAUUAGAUAUCCCUCAAUAUCUCAAUAUUUAAACAACAGAACGAUAUAGGUUACCAUGUGGAUAAAGGUGAACUACCCUUACUUGUACUUUAGAAUCUGUUCUUUGCGUAUUUGUUGACUCAGGUUUCUAAUUUGUGGUUCAUUUGCUUUGUUAAAUAACAGAUUUGCCAUUGUUACUUUUAACGCUUUAUUGUUAGUAGUAAUUCAUUUUUUUGUGACAGCUCAAGUUUGAUUUUGCGUUGAACCAGAAUUAAUAGAUGUACAUGUUUUAAGGUUAACCUAAUUCAAUAAGAUGAAGUUUAGUUUAUCCAUCAUCAUCGGCUAAUUCAAGACUGUCCCUUUAAUUUUUUAAACAGUGUGUACAGGAUCAAGAACAUUGUGUAGAUCGUCAAAAAACAGUUUACUGAUAUUCAAAAUGCUAAUUUUUUUUUUCUUUCAUGUCUCUUGCUUGCCUGCCAAUUUUGAACAAAUGUUGUAUGAUUAUGGCGUAGGCAAAACGUGUAUUAUUGAUCUGUAAAGUUAUAAUAUAACUGCUAUACAUUUUUUAUUGUAAUUAUAAUAGAUUAUAGCACUUCAGGGCAAAGUUGCCAAGUUUGCUGAAGCAAAACAAUCUCCGGGGUUUCCUCUUUACAGUAUUCCGUUGACUUAAAGUUACAAAAAUCUUCUGUAUUACCAUGAAAAUUAGAAGCCGCUGUUUAAACUUUAUAUUGUUCAUGCUAAUUUGAACAACAGAUUGUAAAAUAUAAUGCUUGUACCUCAAAUGUGUUUAGUUGUGCAAUAGUUACUAGAAGUAGAAUUUGAUUCAUAUGUUGUGUGCAGGUAGUUUGAUUCAGAAAGAGAUUUUGUUUUGUGAUAUA